Messenger RNA from Ahaetulla prasina, 4959 nucleotides. It is a transcript of the gene FMN1, whose product is annotated as formin 1. Gene Ontology annotation, molecular function: microtubule binding; actin filament binding. The record is from RefSeq and is a predicted model, not a curated record. Lineage: Eukaryota; Metazoa; Chordata; Lepidosauria; Squamata; Colubridae. Gene Ontology annotation, cellular component: actin filament; cytoskeleton; cytoplasm. Gene Ontology annotation, biological process: actin nucleation; cortical actin cytoskeleton organization; actin filament network formation. The transcript has 17 exons. Bases 828 to 4958 code for a protein of 1376 amino acids.
GGUCCAUCAGUUGCCCUGGGUGUCCCAAUCUAAUAAUUAAAAUCAAUUACAGAUUUAAUCAUUGCCAUUUAUUUAAAUAAUUAAUAGGUUAAAAAAAUGCCUUACUUGAUUUUCACUGUCGUAUCAAGUAAUCAGAAGGACAUUCUGUCACCAAGUUACAAUUUCUAAGGAUAUCGUUUUCUGUGUUGCUGAAUUAUGGAGAAGGAUCUUGGCAGAAGAACUUAAAUUGCAAGCAAAUUAAUAUGAAAUGAAUUUGUUCCUUCAAGUCUCUCACUUCCAAGAUAUUUAGAGGUUUAAAGAUAUAAGCAUCUUCAAUUUGAUCCAGAAGUGAACUGACAGAAGUGAAGAUUUUAAUAUAAACCCGUCUUGAUAUAAAUAUACCUAGUCAACAUUUGCACCCUCUAAAAUUUUUGACCAAUUUUCAAUGGCAGUCCAAUGUCUAAACAAUGCUGUAAAUCCACUGGAUUACUAAUGUUGCUCCAUUUGGUUCUGAUGUUGCUAACUAUUGUUAACCACUACAGACUGAAUCCAAAUGUCAUAAAUAAGCAACUAGUAUGCUCCGUUAUAUGCAUGCCCUGUACAUUUUAGCCUCCUACAAAGAUUUUAAAAAUAUAGAUAAUAAUGUAAAAUUCUUAGUUCAAAAUUUGUUCCAUUGUGAACUCGCUUUUUACUUUUUUACAGUCUCCUUUUUUUUUCUUUCUGCAGGAAACAUCACCAUGGAAGAUUAGUCAGAAGCCUCUUUUCUUUCUUUGCAUCACAUGAUGUGUCAUGCAAAAUUAGAAAUGUUGAUCUCAUAACUUUAAUGCCUGAUUAAUUAGGUAAGCAUAAUGGAAGGCACUCACACGGUCCUCCAGUUGCAUAGGCCCAUUAUGGAACUUUGCUAUGUCAGUUUCUAUCUUCCGAGGGGCAAAGUCACAGGAUUCACAUACAAGGGCUGUGUAACUCUGGAUAAAUCCAGUAAAUGUUUUCAUAACUGCUAUCAAGUGAAAGAAGACUCAGAAGGGGUUGGAUCACAAGGGCAGAGCUGCGAACACAUUGGCGAAAUCUUCUUUAAACAAACAACUACUGAGAAUAUUCUCACUGAGUUGUACAAACUAAAUGCUGAAAAAGAUAGAAUCUUGACAACUCUCCUUAGUUCAAGCCACAUACUUGGAGUUAAAAUGGGAAACCAGGAUGGAAAACUGGAACAAGUUUCAGAACAUUUGAAAUAUAAAGAGGAGAAGCUGGAUUUCAAGGAUCAGUCAGACUCUUUUUCUGGAUCCACACAGAAGUCUAGUCUGAAAAACAGAAAAAGAAGAAAAUCUAGCAAACGGAGAGAGAGCAUUGAAGAAUUCAUAAACAAGAAUAUCAAAAGGAAGAUAUCUGCAACUUUGGAUCCUCCGGCAUUACACUACAAGGAAGCUUUAUCAGGAAGUGACAGAUAUCAUUCUGAUGAUUCCUCCAGAUGUUUCAUGUGUUCUGAUGAGAGGAAGGUGGAAUACAAAGGUGAAUUAUCAGAUGGGAAUAAACCUGCAGAACUAUCAAAGAGAAAACAGUGCUUACUUGAGGACUGUCAGGUAUUGGAAUCUGAUUCAGAUCUCUCUGUUUCUUUCUCUGAAUAUGACAACAUAGUUUUUGGGCACUGUUUUGCACAUUCCAGCCAUAGUCUGUUAGAUGAGGUAGAGGGUACGUUUAAAGCCGUUCAGCAGAGCAGCCCUUUGCUGAAUACUUUCCAAGAAAAGUUAACAUCUGAAGAGAGGUGUGAUUAUAGCCAUAUUGCAGGGAUCUGCAAAGGUACAUCUGAAAUUGGAGAGCUUUUAAAAAGACAAGACACGAAAGAUGCUGCAGGAUACAGUCAGGUGUCUUGUGCCACCAGUGAAGAAAACAAAUUAUCAACUGGUUUAGGUGCUACCAGUGAGAUAGGUCAUGAAGGAGUUCCUCAACAAUCUAAAGUAGAACAAGAUUAUUUGUUUGAGGAAGCAUGUAGCCCAGUGAAAGCAGUCAAUAAAACCUUGCAGAAAGUUAUACAGUUUGACAGAUUAGACGAAUCCACAGAAUGGAAGAAAUUACAGUGUGCUACAAGCCCAUCCAGCUUUUCACAUGAAAAUAGAGAAAAACGAACUGAACUGCCCCAGAAGAAUAAUAAUCACUUGACCUUAUUCUUGCAGACACCACCUGAGAUUUGCCAGCAGAGAACCAACAAUAAGCAGGAGGAGAAAAAAACACCCUCUCCGUCUUUAGUAGCUAUUAGCAAUGUUUUUAAUCGGUCAUAUCCUUCAUCCAAUACAUAUACACAGAUGUCUCCCCUGCCUUCUCCUUUAUCCUCAAGUCCGCCAAGUCUGAAGUUACACCACCGAAUUCUUCCACUGACUGCCCUUGAUCUUGAAAAUGAAUCUGUUGGCCAUUGUGCUGCGAGACAUUCUUCUUCAGAUAUGUCAUUGUGCAGUGACUUGGAAGCACAGAGGCAUCUCAAGGUUUCUGGAAGUGGAGAUCCCAGCCUUUUUACAAGACAACAAGGACUAUCUCGAGGUAUCAGUAAGGAUAACUCUGAAAGAAGCAGCUCUCAGGAAAAAAUCAGUGUUCAAUCUCAGCAUCAACUGCUUUCAGGUUUUCCAGUAGAAACUGCUUGGAAGAAAAACUCAGAACAGGCAGUUAAGACACCUGUCACAUAUAGAGAUGAUGAUGCCUGGGUUUUAGCUUGCAGGUUGAGGCAAUCUGAUCCUUCUGUCUAUUUAACUGAACCAGAAAGAGUGGACAGAAGUCUAUUACAUCUUGAGCUAACUGCUGAUGUAAUUCCUUCAGAACAGGAUGACAAGACUCCAGGAAGACUCCAGACUGUCUGGCCCCCACCCAAAGCAAAGGAUGAAGAAGAGAAAAUAGGCUUAAAAUAUACAGAAGCAGAGUACCAUGCUGUGAUUUUGCAGUUAAAAAGGGAACAUAAAGAUGAAAUUGAGAAACUAAAAUCUGAGUUUGAACUCCAAGUCUUUCGUAUUCGAGGAGAACAUGCUCUAUCAAUAACAAAGCUUGAGGAACACAUUCUAUAUUUAAAAAAUGAACUGGAAAAUAAGUUAUACAAGCAAAGCGAAGAAGCAAAAGAUGCCUGUGUAUCCACUGAAGAUGACAACCCACCAAAGAUAUACAGAAAUGUAUGCAUCCAGACAGAUAGAGAAACUUUUAUAAAGCCAAAUGAAAAUGAAAUACGGACACCAAAAAAUAAUCAAAAAAUUCCAAAGAAACUUUCCAUACCCUAUCUGAAUAACAGUGUUUUGGCUUCAGCUGAUCGUAAGGAAAUAUGCAGUUCAGCCCAAACCUCAGGGAAUGUUUUUUCAAAGUUGGACCAAACAGUGCCGCCACCUCCUCCACCACCUCCUCUUCCUCUCUCACUAUCUGAUUCAAUCCCACCACUUUUGCCAACAAGCUUGAGAUCUGGCCAGCCGCCACCGCCACCACCACCACCACCACCGCUUCCUUCAGCUUUUGGUGUUCAUCAGCCAUCUCUACCUCCCCCAUUAGGGCCACCUCUAACAGGAACAGGACCUCCGCCGCCUCCACCACUGCCGCCACCACUGCCACUUGGCUCUAAUUUUUCCUCAAUAAGUCAAGGUCCUCGAAAACCUGCAGUUGAACCCUCUUGUCCCAUGAGGCCACUCUACUGGAACAGAAUUCAAAUAUCAGAUAGCAGUCAACAGUCAAUGCCAACUCUUUGGGACUCAUUAGAAGAACCCAAUCUUUGUGAUACAAAUGAAUUUGAAUACUUAUUCUCAAAAGAAACAGCUCAGGAAAAGAAAAAAGCACUAGCUGAAUCUUAUGAAAAGAAAACAAAAACCAAAAAGAUUAUCAAAUUAUUGGAUGGGAAGAGAUCUCAAACUGUGGGAAUUCUGAUAUCCAGCUUACAUCUGGAGAUGAAGGACAUAGAACAAGCUGUACUUAAUAUGGAUGAUUCAGUAGUUGACCUAGAAACAUUGGAAGCACUAUAUGAAAAUAGAGCACAGAAGGAUGAACUGGAAAAAAUAAAGCAGCAUUAUGACACUUCAACAGAAGAGGAAAUUAAGCUUCUGGACAAACCUGAACAAUUUUUAUAUGAGUUAUCCCAGAUAUCCAACUUUGCUGAACGUGCCCAGUGUAUAAUCUUUCAGUCUGUCUUCAAUGAAGGGAUAAUUGCAGUUCAUCAUAAAGUUGACAUUGUUCAUCAUGUUUGCAAGGAGUUGAUCACAAUGAAAAGUGUGAAAAAUAUUUUAGCUUUGGUUCUGGCUUUUGGAAAUUAUAUGAAUGGAGGAAAUCGAACACGUGGUCAAGCAGAUGGAUUUGGUUUGGAAAUACUUCCGAAACUAAAAGAUGUUAAGAGCAGAGAUACAGGAAUCAGCCUUGCAGAUUAUGUUGUAAUUUACUACCUGCGCCAUUGUGAUAAGGAAGCAGGAACAGAAAAGAGUGUAUUUCCAUUGCCAGAGCCACAGGAUUUCUUCCAGGCAUCACAAGUAAAAUUUGAAGACCUGACAAAAGAUUUAAGAAAACUGAAGAGAGAUCUAGAAGGUUGUGAAAAACAAAUGAAAGUUGUUUUCAGAGAAUCAUCCGAAGAACACCUUCAGCCCUUUAAGGAUAAGUUUGAAGAUUUUUACUGUGAAGCUGUAGAAGAACAUAAGGCAGAGAAAAGUCACCUGGAAAAUGCACAAAAGUGCUUUGAAGAAAUGGUGAAGUACUAUGGAAUAAAGCCAAAAUCUGGUGAAAAGGAGACCACACCAAAUUAUGUUUUCAUGGUUUGGUAUGAAUUCUGCAGUGAGUUUAAGACUAUUUGGAAACGGGAGAACAAAAACAUUUCCAAAGAAAGACUCCGAAUGGCUCAGCAAUCAGUGAGUAAGUUAACUUCAGAAAAAAAAGUGGAAACUAGGAAAAUCAAUCCAACUGCCAGUCUGGUAUGUUCCAUUCUUAUUGUGAUUCUGGUUUCUGGUUCUCUUUUAAAUAGAGCAAGAAGUUUUAGUUAAU